Juglans regia (Persian walnut) is the source of this 1163-nucleotide messenger RNA. RefSeq names its product transcription factor KUA1-like. Lineage: Eukaryota; Viridiplantae; Streptophyta; Magnoliopsida; Fagales; Juglandaceae. The transcript has 3 exons. Gene Ontology annotation, molecular function: DNA binding. Gene Ontology annotation, biological process: response to gibberellin; response to ethylene; response to auxin. The record is from RefSeq and is a predicted model, not a curated record. The coding region runs from base 194 to 871 and encodes 225 amino acids.
UACAACAAACAUUUGGCACAGUAAAAAUUGCUGGAAAAGAUUAAAUCCAAUGAUAUUAUAUCUCAUUUCCUGUGAUUGUUGGCACCGAAAAAGACUGUUUUUCUUGUAGUGUCAGUUCGAUCAAGAGCAGAAGAGCAGUCUGUAAUUUAUCACUUUCUUGCUUUAAAGAGUGUUUGUUUCUCUGAGAGCGAGAAUGGCAAGAAAAUGCUCAUGCUGUGGGGAUAUGGGUCAUAAUUUAAGGACUUGCAUCACUCAUAAAAUGAGUCUUACGGGUAAUAAGUACUUUAGGCUAUUUGGUGUGCAACUUGACCUUUCUUCUUCUUCUUCUUCUGCAUCGUCGUCUUUUGUUAUGAGGAAGAGUUUUAGCAUGGAUGGCCUGUCAAAUUGGUUUACACCCUCUUCAUCAUCAUCUUCUGACCUUACUACGGACGGAAAAUUUCCUGAUCAAUGUACUGAAUUAAUCUCUGAUGGCGUCGUCACCACAAGAAAUCGGAAAAGAAAGAAGGGUGUGCAAUAUUGGAGCGAGGAGGAGCACCUGGCCUUUCUGGUUGGGCUUGAAAAGCUGGGAAAGGGAAAUUGGAGGGGCAUCUCUACAAACUUUGUGACAACAAGAACUCCAAUACAAGUAGCCAGCCAUGCACAAAAACAUUUUCUUCGACAGAUCAAGACCUGCCCCAACAAAAGAAAGCGCAGUCGACCCAGCCUCUUCGAUGUGAGGAUGCCCAAAUUCACUCCUCAAAUUCACUCCUCAAGUACUGAAGCUUCUGUUGAUCCAUUAAUGGAGUCUUCAUCGAAGAUAACAAGUUCUGCAGUACUUGACUGCAGAGCACUGAAACACAGAAUUAAUGGAAGAAAUUAUUGGCCAUUCUGAUCAUAAUGCAUUAUUUGAGCCUUCCCACUUCAGGUUUGACAAAGCUAGCUAGCCCUUCAUGUACUAGUACUCUUGAUCAAAGUGCAAAACAUGAUCAUGUUAAGAACUAAUACUUGCAACUAAUGUGAACUCUGAUCAUGUCUCUGGAAGAAAGUAAUUAAAUUCUGUUCUCAGGGGAAGUAGCUAGUACUGUAAAUGGCCGAGCCAUGCAUAGGGAUGACUAUAUGAAAACUAAGACAUGUUUAUAAAUGAUCUAUGAAAUGCAUGCUGCAAUAUGGUACACCUGUUUAUA